Molecule: messenger RNA, 1068 nt
Organism: Engraulis encrasicolus (European anchovy)
Lineage: Eukaryota; Metazoa; Chordata; Actinopteri; Clupeiformes; Engraulidae
Gene: opcml
Product: opioid binding protein/cell adhesion molecule-like
Exons: 7
Coding region: 1-1044 (347 amino acids)
Source: RefSeq, a predicted model, not a curated record
AUGGGCAUUUGUGGCUAUUUUGUGGUGCCUUGGAAAUGUCUCGUUAUUCUCAGUCUGAGACUGCUGUUUCUUGUACCUGCAGGAGUACCCGCGCGAAGUGGAGAUUCUUUAUCAAAGGACAACAUCACCGUUAGACAAGGAGGCAGUGCCGUCUUAAGAUGUCGUGUGGACAGCAAGGUGUCGCGAGUAGCGUGGCUAAACCGCACCACCAUCUUGUUUGCCGGGGAGGAGAAAUGGACGCUGGACCAACGCGUCAUCCUGCUAGACACAGUCCACACCGAGUACAGCAUCAAAAUAGAGAAUGUGGACCUGCAGGAUGAAGGACCAUAUGUUUGCUCCAUCCUAUCAGACAAACUGCCAAAAUCAACAAAAGUACAUCUAAUUGUCCAAGUUCCAGCAAGAAUUACAAACAUCUCCACGGACAUCACGGUAAACGAGGGCAGCAACAUUUCCUUGAUGUGUCUUGCGGCAGGACGACCGGACCCCAGCAUAAUAUGGAAACACCGCCCAGCUACUGGUGGCCCGGCCAGCCGUUUUAUCACUGAGGGGGAGUAUGUGGAGAUCACGGCCAUCACCAAAGAGCAGGCUGGCGUUUACGAGUGCAUAUCCACGAACUAUGUCUCCGCGCCCGAUGUCAGGAUCUUACGAGUUACCGUAAACUAUCCUCCAGUCAUCUCCAGAGCAAGGAACACCCUGAGUGCAGUGGGCCAGAAGGGGAUGCUACAGUGUGAGGCCUCAGCCGUCCCUUUCGCCGACUUCGAAUGGUACAAGGAGGACAAGAAGGUUCUGAAUGGAGUUAAUGGGCUGAGGAUUGAGAGCAAGGGGAAGCAGUCGAUGCUGACCUUCUUCAACGUGACCGAGGAGGACUACGGGAACUACACCUGCAUUGCCGUGAAUGCCUUGGGAGUCACAAACGCAAGCCUCAUCUUAUAUGGUCCUGGGAUGCAUGAUCUUGACAUCAACAGUGCGAUCUCCCACCUGCCAACACACCUCUCUCUCUUCGCAACCCUUCUCCUCCUCACAUUGUAUUUCCUCACAGUUUGAUGUGAAAGCUGAGAUUUCCCUCCC